Messenger RNA from Pistacia vera, 3560 nucleotides. RefSeq names its product squamosa promoter-binding-like protein 1. The record is from RefSeq and is a predicted model, not a curated record. The coding region runs from base 315 to 3278 and encodes 987 amino acids. Gene Ontology annotation, molecular function: DNA binding. The transcript is spliced from 10 exons. Lineage: Eukaryota; Viridiplantae; Streptophyta; Magnoliopsida; Sapindales; Anacardiaceae. Gene Ontology annotation, cellular component: nucleus.
UGGUGCAAAGUUGGAAUUCAAUGAUUUGGGAGGUUUUAUAGCUGAUUUUGAAGGGUUUAGUGGUCAAUUUUAAUUCACUGUUAUGUGGGUUGCUCUUAAUUGGAACCAUGGAUGUGUUGGUGUACUGUUUUUGGACUUUUGGGGAAGAAGUGAAGCUGAUUAGAUCAAAUUAGGGGUUUAGUUUUUGGGGGUUUUGAACUCUGAUCUGUCGGUCAAAUUGGAUUUACUUUUCUGGGGUUUGUACUGAUUUUUUCUAAUUUCUAAGCUCACUUACUGGAUUGGGAUCUUUCAAUUUAUAUUAUCUGAGUUUCAACAUGGAGACUAGAUUUAGAGGUGAAAAUCAUCAUUUCUAUGGUAUGAAUUCCAUGGAUUUGCGGGCAGUAGGUAAAAGAACUCUAGAAUGGGACUUGAACGAUUGGAAAUGGGAUGGUGAUCUUUUCAUUGCCAGCCCAUUGAAUCCGGUGCCUAAUAAUAACGUGGGCCGCCAAUUUUUCCCACUUGGCACUGGAAAUUCAUCCAAUAGUUCAUCGUCAUGUUCGGAUGAAGGGAUUCAAGGAAUUGAGAAGGGGAAGAGAGACUUGGAGAAGAAAAGGAGGGUUAUUGUAGUUGAUGAUCAUAAUUCAUACGAGGCGGCAGGUGGACUUAGUUUGAAACUUGGCGGCAAUGGUUUUCCGGUCUGUGAGAGGGAGGUGGGCAAUUGGGAAGGAGCUAGUGGGAAGAAAACUAAAUUUGGUGCAGGUUCUUCGAACCGUGCAGUUUGUCAGGUGGAGGAUUGUGGGGCUGAUCUGAGCAGUGCCAAGGAUUAUCAUAGGCGGCACAAGGUGUGUGAGAUGCAUUCCAAGGCCAGCAGGGCGCUUGUGGGGAAUGUUAUGCAGCGGUUUUGUCAGCAAUGUAGUAGAUUUCAUGUCCUUCAAGAGUUUGAUGAGGGGAAGAGGAGUUGCCGCAGGCGUUUAGCAGGGCAUAAUAAACGGAGGAGGAAAACCAAUCCGGAUCCUGUCAGUAAUGGAAGCUCACUUAAUGAUGAUCAGACUAGUGGUUAUCUGUUGAUAAGUCUCUUAAGGAUACUUUCCAAUAUGCAUUCCAAUAGAUCAGACCAGAAAACAGAUCAGGAUCUGCUAUCUCAUCUUCUAAGGAGCCUUGCUGGUCCUGCUGGUGAACAUGGAGGAAGAAGCAUAGCUGGGCUCUUGCAGGAACCUCAAAGUAUGAUGAAUCAUGGCGCUUCUGUUGGGAACUCAGAAGUAGUUUCAGCUAUGAUUGCAAAUGGUCAAGGUCCUCCUAGGCCUUUCCGACAACAUCUCAAUGUACCUGUAUCGGAGAUGCCACAGCAAGGGCCAAGUGCUCAUAAAACCAGGGGUGCAGAAGUUGAAAAUGGUGCUGCUGGGCGGAUCAAAAUGAAUAAUUUUGAUUUGAAUGACAUAUAUGUUGACUCAGAUGAUGGCACAGAAGAUGUAGAGAGAUCGCCUGUCCCUGCAAAUCCGGGGAGUAGCUCCCUUGAUUGUCCUUCAUGGGUACAACAAGACUCUCAACAGUCAAGUCCCCCCCAGACUAGUGGGAACUCAGAUUCAGCAUCGGCCCAGUCACCUUCUAGUUCCAGUGGAGAUGCACAGAGCCGCACAGAUCGGAUUGUGUUUAAGCUAUUUGGGAAAGAACCAAAUGAUUUUCCUCGUGUCCUGCGAGCACAGAUCCUUGACUGGCUCUCUCACAGUCCUACUGAUAUGGAGAGCUAUAUUAGGCCUGGUUGUGUCAUUCUGACUGUUUAUCUUCGUCAGGCUGAAGCUGCUUGGGAGGAACUUUGUUGUGAUUUGACUUUUAGUUUGAGUAGGCUUCUGGAACUCUCAAAUGACUCUUUCUGGACGACUGGAUGGGUUUAUGUUAGAGUGCAACAUCAGAUAGCAUUCAUUUACAAUGGUCAGGUUGUUGUAGACACAUCCUUGCCUCUUAGAAGUAACAACUACAGUCAAAUUCUAAGCGUCAAGCCGAUUGCAAUAUCUGCAUCAGAGAGGGCACAAUUUUUAGUUAAAGGCGUUAACCUGGCUCGGCCAGCCACAAGGUUACUCUGUGCAGUGGAAGGGAAGUAUAUUGUUCAGGAAACUACUGACGAAGUAAGGGAUGAUGUUGACAGCUUCAAGGAGCAUGAUGAGCUCCAGUGUGUAAACUUUUCUUGCUCAAUCCCUACAGUGACUGGAAGAGGAUUUAUUGAGAUUGAAGAUCAUGGUUUCAGUAGCAGUUUCUUUCCUUUUAUAGUUGCAGAAGAGGAUGUUUGUUUGGAGAUCCGAAUGCUUGAAAAUGCAUUGGAAUUGACUGGGACAGAUGCAGAUGCUGUGCGGACCGGAAAGCUGGAAGCCAAAAACCAAGCCAUGGAUUUCGUUAAUGAAAUUGGUUGGCUUCUUCACAGAAAUCAAUUAAACUCUAGACUAGGCCACCUGGAUCCUAACACAGACCUUUUUCCUUUAAGACGGUUCAAAUGGCUCAUGGAAUUCGCCAUGGACCGUGAAUGGUGUGCUGUAGUAAAGAAGCUAUUAAACAUUCUGCUUGAUGGAACCGUGGGUUCAGGGGAGCACCCUUCCCUGAACCUUGCAUUGUCAGAGUUGGGACUCCUUCACAGGGCCGUGAGGAAAAAUUGUCGGCCUCUGGUGGAUCUCCUUUUGAGAUAUGUUCCUGAGAAAGUUUCAGACCGAUUAGGAUCUGAUUACAAUCAGCCUGAUGGUGAUUCUGAUGGCUUUCUGUUCAGACCUGAUGUCACAGGCCCUGCAGGUUUGACACCUCUUCACAUUGCAGCCGGUAAAGAUGGCUCUGAGGAUGUACUGGAUGCACUGACUGAUGAUCCUGGAAUGGUGGGAAUUCAAGCAUGGAAGAAGGCUCAUGACAGCACAGGCUCUACACCUGAAGAUUAUGCACGUUUGCGUGGACACUAUUCGUACAUCCACCUGGUGCAGAAGAAGAUUGUUAAGAGACCAGCUUCUGGCCAUGUGGUUGUUGACAUGCCUGCCAUUGUUGCAGGCUGUAACAUAAACCAGAAGCAAAAUGAUGAUUUGAGUGGUACAUUUGAGAUAGCACGAACUGCAAUCAGACCCAACCACGGUGGCUGCAAGCUUUGCCACCAGAAGCCGGGUUAUGGAACAGCGGGCAGGUUUCUGGUGUACAGGCCUACAAUGCUCUCAAUGGUGGCUAUUGCUGCAGUGUGUGUGUGUGUGGCUCUACUAUUUAAAAGCUGUCCUGAAGUUCUUUACGUGUUCCGUCCAUUCAGGUGGGAAAUGCUGGACUAUGGAACAAGCUGAAGUAUAUUAACUCCCAACUUGAUAAUAACCGGUUAUAGGUGAUCUGUAUUUGUAUGCAUUUCUAGAUUGUAAAGUUGAGAGUUGUAUAACGGUGUGUGCAGGUGGAUUUCAAUUUCGGAGUCAGUAAUAUUAUUGACAUAUUUAUUUAUUAUCGAGUCAACCUUUAUCAACAUGUAAGUACUAAGUACACCAACUGCAUUGCUCUUGACUCGGGUGAUUUUACUUUGAUUUGAGCAGAGAGAGCAUUAGUGAGAUCGCUACGCUUGUAACGCUUCUAUCUUA